Drosophila subpulchrella is the source of this 1551-nucleotide messenger RNA. Its product is annotated as transcription factor Ouib-like. Gene Ontology annotation, molecular function: DNA-binding transcription factor activity; zinc ion binding; RNA polymerase II cis-regulatory region sequence-specific DNA binding. NCBI's taxonomy places the organism in Eukaryota, Metazoa, Arthropoda, Insecta, Diptera, Drosophilidae. Gene Ontology annotation, cellular component: nucleus. Gene Ontology annotation, biological process: regulation of transcription by RNA polymerase II. The transcript has 4 exons. The coding region runs from base 209 to 1450 and encodes 413 amino acids. The record is from RefSeq and is a predicted model, not a curated record.
ACAAUUUUAAAGACUUUUUAACAAGAAGAAAAAUUUGCUCUGAAAAAAAAUAACUAGAUUUGUUGCACAGUGUUAAUUGUCAUUCACUAUGCUUCGCGGGCAUCCAGUCAUUCACGCAGAAGGCUUAUUUGUUCUUCUCUGCCAAAGCAAACAAAACUUUUUAAAUGGAUUAAGCAAGCCUAUUUAAGUUGAGAGGAGAUCCAGCAAAAUGACCUCGAUAUGUCGCACUUGCGGUUACGAAAUGGAGCACGGCAGGCCACUCUUUCACAAGGAAGGCACUGAAGUCCUGCACAACAUCCUCCGGUUGACUGGGGUUUUGUUUGAGGAUCACCCCGGAGUACCCACAAAGAUCUGUAUGCCCUGCCUGCUGGUUCUCAACGAGGCCAUUGCCUUCCGGGAGCGCUGCAUCACGACGAACAACUCCUGGUUCUGUGAUCAGGACACAAAAGAGUAUUCGGAUGAUCAAAUGGAGGAAGGGACUUUCUCAGAAGUACUCCGAGAGAAAGUUGUGCUGAAAAGUACCUUUCAGCAACCAAAGAGUCCUGUGCCUGAAGAGAUCCCGCCAGAACCCAGCAAGGAACCGGAUAGGAUUUCGUCGAUGGCAAUAGAAGAGCCUAUUUUUCAUCUCACUGUUGAUAUAGUGGAUCCCCUGAGGUGCGAGGACCCUAUCGAAGUGAAGUGCGAACUCCUGCCUUUAGAUGAGGAUCCUGAUGAAUCCAUAAACAAAAACCUUAUAAAGGAGGAGUCUAGAAAAGUAGAAGUCAUUGAAGAACAAUCCGAAAAUCAAGUCCUAGAAGAAGUGACACAUGUUAUAAGAAAAAGACGAGGAAGGCCAAAAGACAGUAGGAGCAAAGAGGAAAAGAAUGACAGGCGAAGAAAGUUGGCUGCGGAGAGAAGAGCUGAGACCAAGGAUCAGAAACUCUACUUCUGCGACCAGUGUGGCAAAACCUUCAGCGAAAAGGGCAACUUCAAUGUCCACCUCACGCGACACAAGGGCACUAAGGAGUUCCAGUGCAGCGAAUGCGACCGCAGGGAGUUCACCCAGCACCUGCUCAACUUGCACGUGCGGAUCAAGCAUCGCGGUGAGCUGCCCUACGAGUGCAAGUACUGUGGCCAGCGGUUUGAUAACUGCCUCAAGCGCUUGUUCCACGAACGGAGGCACAAGGAGAACCCGAACCAAAGACCGCAUGAGUGCCCCAUUUGCAAGAAGGGCUUCAAGAGCACAACGUCCCUUAAGCACCACAGCGUGGUGCAUACCGGCGAACAGCCAUUCUACUGCGAGCUCUGCCAGACCCACUUCAAUCGGAGGAACAGUUUGAGAACCCACUACAAGUCCAAACAACAUAUAAAUAAAGUCGAGGAGCAGGCACAAAUGCUUAAUGUUGAAAGCCAAACUGGCCCGGAGGAUGGUGACUAUUUACAACCGGUGUCCAAAAGUACAACUUGUUAGUAGCUCAGUGUUGCAAUUCCUGUUCCCACGGAAACGUAUGCAUACUUUUGCCAUUCACCAAACUCGGCGACAUGUCCGUGGUAAACAUAAGACCAACUGAG